AUGGCCGAUGGUAUUCGAAAUAGGAAUCUCCGCGCGGCCGAUGGUUUUGUUCGAAAUUCAAAUCCGCGCUCGCGUUUCUCGGGGAGCUCUCGGGGAGCUCAGUCGGGCGGGAGCGCUCGUCAGUGCGGCCGCGUGACGUCUGGCCGGGCUGCAGCGCCAGAGCCGUCGCGCCGGCGCCCGGAAUUGUGUCAGACGCGGCACCCGGAGCACCCCGGCGCCCCGGCCUUCCAUGAAUACACCUCGCUCCGCUUUACGCUUAACGCAUCAAUACACCCGUUACCGUAUGCACUCACGCCAUUUAGAAUUCCCGUUUCACUACAUAAUCCCACACUGUUAGCGAAUCAGGAAACUGGAGAGCUUUACUCGGUGGAUGGCGACACGCCUGCAAAAUCUCUGGUGGUU
Messenger RNA from Iphiclides podalirius (scarce swallowtail), 402 nucleotides. NCBI's taxonomy places the organism in Eukaryota, Metazoa, Arthropoda, Insecta, Lepidoptera, Papilionidae. The record is from the annotation of a GenBank genome assembly.